ACAGUGUAUUUCCGUGCGGCGAGCAGAUCCACAGCCUGACAGAUGCAGCAGCAGACCGACGACAUGGAGGUACCUUUAUUUAAUGAUUCUAACAGUAACAGACAGAAGUCUCAGGCUCAAGAGAGAGAUGGGUUCAGCCAUCAGCUGAAGGAUUCGGAGGGGUCCAUGGAGUCCCCGAACCUGGAGUUUGAAUAUGGAGACACGGACAACUUCACUGCAGAGCUCUCAGAGCUGUACAGCUACACAGAGGAACCGGAGUUCAGUCUAAACAGGGAUUACUUUGAGGAAGACUUCAAGAAUCAUGUGAAGGGUCGGAGGUGGAUGGAGUUGAGUAUGGAGGAGCAGAGGGCGUAUGUCAUGAGACUGCUGGACGCUCUGGAGGUCACCGAUCGAGACAAGAGGCUUAAAGUGGCCCGAGCCAUCCUCUAUUUGGCACAAGGUGUGUUUGAUGAGUGCGACACAGAAACUGAUGUCCUCUACUGGUCCCGACACAACGUCUUCCUCCUCUACGACAUGGGCAUCUUCACAGCUCUGCUGGAGCUCCUCAGCAUGGAGAUAGAUAAUAACCAGGCGUGCAGCAGCGCAGUGAGAAAACCAGCCAUUUCUCUGGCUGACAGCACUGAACUCAGGGUUCUUCUGAGCAUCAUGUAUCUGAUGGUUGAGACCAUUCGAGUGGAAAUGGAGGGUGACAGUCCUGAGAGGAAGGCAGCCAGGCAGGCCUUCAAAACAGAGUUGGGUUCACCCCUUUAUAACGGAGAGCCCUUUGCCCUCCUCCUCUUCACCAUGGUAACCAAGUUUUGCAGCAUGAAUGCGCCCCAUUUCCCCAUGAAGAAAGUGCUGCUCUUACUGUGGAAGACCAUACUGUUCACUCUGGGAGGUUUCGAGGAGUUGCAGGAGAUGAAGGUGAGAAUGAGAGAGCAGUUGAACCUGCCGCCGCUCCCUGAGGACAGCAUUAAGGUUGUGCGAAACAUGCGGGCGGCUUCUCCUCCAGCCUCGGCCAUGGAGCUCAUCGAGCAACAGCAACAACAGAAGAGAGGACGCAGGAGUCGCCGGAGUGCCUUUGUUGAUAGCUUGGAAGGAGACAGUCCAUAUGCCAAGAAACAGCCACUGGUCAAACAGGACAGCCUGGACACUUACAACGAACGGGACCCUUUCAAAAACGAUGAUGCACGGGAUGAGGAAGAUGACCCAGAGGACGUGGACAGUGGCAUUGAGGGAGAGGUCGACCCUCUCGACAGAGACGUUAUUAUCCAACCACCGCCGCCGCCACCACCACUGCGGCCGCCAACCGAGAGAGUGUUGUUUCCCAAGGGACUGCCAUGGGCUCCCAAAGUCAGAGAGAAAGACAUCGAGCACUUUCUGGAGACCAGCAGAAAUAAAUUUAUCGGCUUCACCUUGGGAAAUGACACUGACACUUUGGUUGGGUUACCCAGGCCCAUACAUGAGAGCGUAAAGACUUUGAAACAGCACAAGUAUGUCUCCGUAGCGGAGGUCCAGAUCAAGAGAGAGGAGGAGCUGCAGCAGUGUCCCAUGACUAUGGGGGAAGAGGAGGUGGAAGAAACACCUGCAGAGAUUCUAUAUUUGGGAAUGUUGCCUAGUCUCUCUCAAUAUGUAAUUGCUCUAUUGAAGCUCCUUCUGGCUGCAGCUCCAACCUCCAAAGCAAAGACAGACUCCAUCAACAUCCUAGCCGACGUUCUGCCGGAGGAGAUGCCAAUCACCGUCCUCCAGAGCAUGAAGCUGGGCAUUGAUGUGAACAGACACAAGGAGAUUAUCGUCAAAGCGAUUUCAGCUCUCUUGUUACUGCUGCUCAAACACUUCAAACUCAACCAUAUAUAUCAGUUUGAAUAUGUGGCUCAGCACCUGGUGUUUGCCAAUUGCAUCCCGCUCAUCCUCAAAUUCUUCAACCAGAACAUCAUGUCUUACAUCAGUGCCAAAAACAGCAUUUGUGCCCUGGAUUUCCCUCAUUGUGUGGUUCAUGAAAUGCCUGAACUCACAGCUGAAAGCCUGGAAGCUGGUGACAGUAAUCAGUUCUGCUGGCGUAAUCUCUUCUCCUGCAUCAACCUACUGAGGAUCCUUAACAAAAUUACCAAGUGGAAACACUCAAGAACUAUGAUGCUUGUGGUGUUCAAGUCUGCUCCUAUCCUCAAGAGGGCGCUCAAGGUUAAACAAGCCAUGAUGCAGCUCUACGUCCUCAAACUUCUCAAGAUACAGACCAAGUAUCUGGGCCGCCAAUGGAGAAAGAGUAACAUGAAAACCAUGUCUGCCAUCUACCAGAAAGUCAGACAUCGGCUCAAUGACGACUGGGCAUAUGGGAAUGAUAUCGACGCUCGGCCGUGGGAUUUCCAGGCGGAGGAGUGUGCACUACGCGAGAGCAUCGAGAAAUUCAACACGCGCCGUUAUGAUAAGAAUCAGAACAGUGAUUUUGCACCAGUAGACAACUGCCUCCAAAGCGUUUUAGGCCAGCGUGUCGACCUGCCCGAAGACUUCCAUUACAGCUACGAGAUGUGGCUUGAAAGAGAGGUUUUCUCUCAACCUAUUCAGUGGGAAGGUCUGCUGGAAGCCCAGUGACCCUGCUGUGAUUAUUAUGGGACUUUUGUUUCUUAUUAAACUGACACAAUUACUGUGGGAUCACAUAUAUAUAUGUAUAUAUAUAUAUAUAUAUAUAUAUAUAUAUAUAUAUAUAUAUAUAUAUAUAUAUAUAUAUAUAUGUGUAUGUGUAUAUAUAUAUAUAUAUGUGUAUGUGAAUAUGGAAUGGUGAUCUUCCUUAUUCUGUAAAAGAAUUUGAUGCUUUGGGUAAAAACACAAAUAUAUCUGUGUAUGGAUUGAAAGAAUGAUAUCUUCUCCAAUAACUGAAGCACACUUUAUGUAUAAUAACUGCACAAUACAGUACUCUAACAUGUAUACUAUUCUGAAAUGAUCGAGAUUUAUUUAUAUGGUCACUCACUGUGUCUAUCUGUGGAAAUGUUUAAUAUUUAUGUAAAUAUGAACACUUUGUGAGGUUGUGAGGUACCACCUGAGGCAGGGUCUCUUUCAAAAAGUGGUUGCGUGAAGUUGAUUCAUUUCUUUCUUUCUUUUUUUCCCUGUAGCAUCAUGUGUUAAACAGGAGGGUGUCUAUGUUCUCGAGAAAGCAGUGAGUCACCACUUUUUGUCCCCACGUAGCACUGCACAUCACACAAAAGACCCCUGAGCAGCACAAUACACACAUUCAAAGUGUCCUUGGUGACUGUACCGUCACCCACACUAAGCAUGUCUCUCACUAAAUGGUGCUGGUUUUUAACACUUCAUUUUAUCUCCUUGUUAAUUGCGUCAUUCUCUUCUGAGAUUCAAGGUCUUGUGAAGCACUGUAUGAAAUGCUCUCUCCAUCAAAACAGUGUCACAGGCAGCACCUCACUGUUUAUUCUUGCUUGUUUUACAGGGUUUAUCUUGCAAUAUCAUUUCUUAUUUUUUUAUAUUCUCAUUGUUUUGUACUAAACUAAGGUGCUGUGUAAAUGAAACUACCUAAGAUGAUCCAUGCCAAAUACAGUACCAUCACAUUUUUUAUAUGUACACUGAUUUGUUGUACUUGUACAGACUGCACUGUAAGUGAAUGUGGAAAAUUAAUGUAAGAGUCUUUAAUAAAUUAUAAAGAGAGUUAAAUAACCAUAAUCUUGUGUAACAUAUCUGUCUGCAGUUUUAGUUUUUGUCAUAUUACCUCCUACACUAGAUGAUCCACAAAGAGAAAUUACUAAAUUGUGAAGAUUCAGUUUAUCACAAGAGGUCGUUAACUUGACUGAUUGUGACUGAUUUAUUUAAUGUAAAUCUCUUAAAUGGUCAGGAUAUGUUUUUCAAUUUUAUGCCAUCACAUUAUUUUCUUAUGGAUAAAGUCAAAACUGACCAUCGAGUCAGAAAAAGAUGAUUCAUCUUGAAUACCACAUAAAGCGAUAUUUUAUAUAUAUAUACAUGGAUGAUUCUAUAAUUGGAGAUACAUUUGGCAUUUCAUAAAGUUAAGAACAUUUUUUUUUUUAUUGAAAACAUAUUCAAUUUUAAUAAUUCAGUGCUUGCCAAACACAAGUUACUUCAUUUUUUUUACUUUUAAUAAAAAAACAGAUGUCUUUAUGGUAUUGUUUGUCAACUCUGUUACGGACAAAUUAGACAAUGUGUAGAAAUAACAAAUCAUAAAAGGAAAAAUUCUUCUUGUAUCAUUAGACAAACAGUCCUUACAUUCCAACAUUUGGAACUGAGAUAAUAUUUCACCUAUGCAUACCUUAAAAAUAAAAAAAAUACCUAUGUCUUCACAGAAUUGUCCACUUGGAACAAAUAUUUUUCAUCUGAAAAUGUAUUAUUUACAAUAAUACAAUAUUACAAUAAUAAUGUAAAAAAAGAGAAAUGUUGUUGAAAUAUUAUAAGGGUGCAUCAUAUUUCAAUGUUUAUGAGAUUUUAAACAGAAAUUGUAUUGUUGUUGUUGUUGUUUUGUUGUAAAAAUAGUAUUGUAAAGUAACAGAAUUAUCCGGUGGACUGUCAGUUCUGUUACACUAUUGUCAGCAUUGUUACUCUACCUUGGUAACAGAGUUUGACGGUAACAGGAUUGACAAUUUUAUUUUAUUUUUGCCAAAAACUCCACUUGCUAGCAUAAAUGCUAAGAGCACAUGGCACUAAUGAAAUCAUAAUUAAAAUACUUAAAUAACCCAAUGUGUGAUCAGUAAUAAAAAAAAAUUUUCUUUUGAUAUUGUGGUAACAGUGUUGACUUUCUUCAAAAUAAGGGUGAAUCCCAUUUCUCUGUCUUACCCCUUCCCCUUAGUUUUGCGCGUUCAUGUGAGAGUAAGGGCUAUCCCAAUUCUCGUUUUGAUCGAGGGGUAGGGCUAAGGGGAAGUGGUAGAUACCCCUUAAAACCAAGCAUUUUCGCGAGCUUACUUGAAACCAAGGGGUACCCAGAACACACUGCGCAACCGGCAACAAUGGCGGCCAGAUCAUCAAGUAUUAAAGUAUUUUCGGCUUAAAUAAUUUAUUUUAAAAUUACGAAAGUCUUGUUUUGUGCUCUAGACAGUCCUGUACAUAUAUAUUUGCAACCAUGUUCUUAAUUGAAACGUUUAAAAAAAAAUCGCUAGUUUGCUACACUAACGUUACAUUGCUGAUUUGCACAACAGUCCCGCAGACUAGCCUUGAAUGGACUCCAUGCAUGUCUACAGUUUUAACAAGUUUGUAAAACGAUCCACACUUGUUGGCUCUGGUGACGUAGCAGCCAGCUAGCAACGGUGUAUGAUGACGUAACCGUAACCAAG
Onychostoma macrolepis is the source of this 5258-nucleotide messenger RNA. It is a transcript of the gene strip2, whose product is annotated as striatin interacting protein 2. The transcript is spliced from 22 exons. Gene Ontology annotation, cellular component: cytosol. NCBI's taxonomy places the organism in Eukaryota, Metazoa, Chordata, Actinopteri, Cypriniformes, Cyprinidae. Gene Ontology annotation, biological process: cytoskeleton organization. Bases 43 to 2568 code for a protein of 841 amino acids. The record is from RefSeq and is a predicted model, not a curated record.